UCUCAUGGUGAGCAUUGACGCUCUUUGUCAUUGGUGAUGCCGAGUGCAAGGAAUGUAUUUGGUUCCUAGUCGGAGUCCACCCUAACACACGGGCCCCACCUCUUUCUUUGUUCCUGGUGUGGGUGAGACAGAGUGCACCGCUCAACCUCAAGGCACUUGUUGCUACUUGUCCUGGAGUGACUAUGAUGACUGACAAGCCCCAUGUCCCGCCCACCUUUCCCCAGAUUACAUAAAAUGAGUGACCGUCCAGUCCCUCAGCAGCCAGGACUUCUGAGCUCAGGCAUCUCCUGUCUCCCACCAUCUCGCCCUGGACUGGUCAGCAAUGGUGAGGACUAACCUGAUGGCGAGGAACACCGACAUGCGCUGGCGCCUGCCAUUGGUUUGCCUCGUCUGGGAGAUAGCCAUGAUCAUCCUCUUUGGCAUCUUUGUGCGCUUCAACCCUGAAUCGGACGCAGCUGGGUGGGAGAAGGAGAAGCAUCUAAAAAACAUCACCAGCGAUGCUGAGAACGACUUCUAUUUCAGAUACCCAUCUUUCCAAGAUGUCCAUGUGAUGAUCUUUGUGGGCUUUGGCUUCCUCAUGACGUUCCUUCAGCGCUAUGGAUUUGGGGCGGUGGGGUUCAACUUCCUCCUCGCAGCUUUUGGGAUUCAGUGGGCCCUCCUGAUGCAGGGCUGGUUCCACACCUUGGAGAACGGGAAGAUCCUUAUUGGAGUACAAAGCCUGAUUGGCGCUGACUUCUGUGUGGCGUCUGUCUGCAUUGCCUUUGGUGCCGUCUUGGGCAAAGUCAGCCCCGUUCAGCUGCUCAUCAUGACACUCUUUCAAGUCACCCUUUUCUCUGUGAAUGAAUACAUCCUGCUGGAUCUACUCCAUGUUAAAGAUGCAGGUGGAUCCAUGACCAUCCAUACAUUUGGUGCUUACUUUGGGCUGACUGUGACUGCUGUUUUGUAUCGACCCCAUUUGGACCAGACCAAAGAUAAGCAGGGUUCCCACUACCACUCAGACCUCUUCUCCAUGAUUGGCACGUUGUUUCUAUGGAUGUACUGGCCCAGCUUUAACUCGGCCAUUUCCGACCAUGGGGAUGCCCAGCACCGAGCGGCUAUCAACACGUAUUGCUCCCUAGCAUCCUGUGUCCUCACCACGGUGGCCUUCUCCAGCCUGUUGCAAAAGAAGGGCAAGCUGAACAUGGUGCACAUUCAAAAUGCCACUCUGGCUGGCGGUGUGGCUGUAGGGACCGCUGCAGAGAUGAUGCUGACCCCAUAUGCCUCUCUCAUUAUUGGCUUCAUCUGCGGUAUUGUGAGCACCGUUGGAUUUGUUUACUUCACGCCUUUCUUGGAGUCCAAGUUGCGCAUUCAAGAUACCUGUGGCAUCCACAACCUCCACGGCAUGCCAGGGCUCAUUGGGAGCAUUGUGGGGGCGGUCACUGCUGCCGCUGCCACAGAAGGGGUGUACGGAAAAGAAGGGCUAAUCCGCGCUUUUGACUUCACAGAAGAAUUUGCAGGUCGGACUCCGAGUGUCCAGGGCGGUUACCAGGCAGCUGGCAUGGCCGUGUCCUUGGGCAUGGGCUUGGCCGGAGGGGCCGUUGUAGGUGGCAUUUUGAAACUUCCCUUCUUUGGAGACCCCAUAGAUGAAAACUGCUUUGAGGAUAAUGUUUACUGGGAGGUGCCUGGGGAUGAGGAAAGCAGCCUGUACUGUAUGCACGAUUCCAAUGCGAAGCCUGUGACCGAUCACCAAUCCGCCUGAAAAAUACCCAAAAGAGUGCUGCAGAAAACCAGCGAUAGAAUCAAUGGCCCCGUUUGGGAUAACUUUGGGUGGUGUUUGGUCUCCCUUGACAUGUUCAAGCUCCUACAAAAAGAGAUGCGUGGCUUUCUGGGAAACACGCCAGAUCACCUCAUUCAUCUGGAUGUAAAACUGUUCUCCUGAAUGAAAAUAUGUUAUUUUUCAUGCAAUACAAUGCCCUUUCUUGAGGUCUCAUAUCAGUUUUCAAAUUUGGGAGACAGAAAAUUCCUGAACUAGACCUAAUACAAAGAAAAAAAAUUCUCACCUGUUAAUUGCAUGAGAAUAAACUGGCAAGUGUUAACACUGUCCAGAAAGACCAAACGCCGCUGAAUGCCACUAUAUGAUGGGCACAACGGGAGGCUACAAACAUAUGUGUUCAAUCUCUCUCCCUAAAACCAAUGGAUCUGAAAAAUACUUCAGGUGGCAUAGCUUGUGUCCCCGGCUUUGUUAUUUAAAAAAUGCUUCAUCCCAAGGCACUAUUUUGUCCUUUUGCUGUGUCCUUUCCUUCUUUCCAUACAGUUUCUGUCGUGUAAUGUCUCUCUCCUCUGCUAAGAGGAUUGAAAGAUGGCAGUCCUAGUAUGCGGCAGGUACUGGCUUGUUCACUAGACUCUCCUCUACAGUUCCAUUUGUUGGGAAGCCUUAGCAUUGAACGGUUGUGUUGUUAUAGUGCAAAGUAUGGAACCCUGCGCAGACGGGGAAGCCUUAGCAUUGAACGGUUGUGUUGUUAUAGUGCAAAGUAUGGAACCCUGCGCAGACGAUUGGUCAAUAUGCUUAAGCAACGUGGAGUCACUGAAUUCUUGACAGCAGAAGGUGUCACCCCAAAGGAGAUUCCUCAGCGAAUGCAAGCUGUUUAUGGUGAUUGUGUUGACGUGAGUACUGUUGCUGGGUGAGUAAGUUUAAAGAUGUUGAGGUGGGAACAUCUGACUUGUGUGACAAAGAAAGAGUUGGACGUCCUGUGACAGCAACCACCGAGUUUCACAAGCAAAAGCUUGACGGAUUGAUUCAGGACGAUCGUCGUAUCACUCAGGUAGAAAUUUCAAGCAUAAUCGGCAUUUCACAAGAACGUAUGGGUCACGUUAUUGCUUUGCUUGGCUAUCGGAAUAUCUGUGCACGAUGGGUACCCAGGAUGCUGACGCCUGAAAUGAAAGCGCACAGACUUGAAAUUUGCCAGGAACUCCUCUCACGUUACAAGAAUGAAGGUGACGCCUUUCUCCUUUGGGGUGACACUUUCUGCUGUCACGAAUUCAGUGACUACACGUUGCUUAAGUCACUUUAACCGACCGUUUGCGCCGGGUUCCAUACUUCGCACUUCAACAACACAACUGUUCAAUUCUAAGGCUUCCCACCAAAUGGAACUGUAGAGGAUACCAGGACUGCCGCAUACCAGAACUGCCAUCUGUUGAGUUAUGAAGGUGGAGGCAUUACUUUUCAUUCAACCCUCAUACUUUGAAGCACUUCAAGCCUGUUUGACUGCCACCUCUCCUACAAGGGGAUCUCAAUGAGCUCCAGGUGGAGCUAAAAUCAAACAUGGCCAUGAGCCUUCAGUACUAAUACUGUAUUCAGUAGAAAUGUUUAUAUCUUUGUUUUGGAGUUCAUUGAUUGCAAUACAACUAACCCCAUCUCUAACUCCAGCCGAUGCAGAUGGGAAGUAGAGUUCCAAACUCGCCAGGGGCCCAAGGCUAGAAACACUUCUAGAAGCCUUUGAGCCAAGAUUGCUGCCAACUUAGGGAGGCCCGCCAGCUAUUUUGAGGUCACAGAUGGACAGGGAAAGAUAUGGGCAGAGGCCCAGUGAUACUGAACUGAGGUUCGUGCUACUAAAUGGUUGAGAUACCCUCCCAUCUCCGCAGCUGCUCAGUUCAAUGCUCCGGAUUGGCCCCAGGAUAUUAUCUCUAGGUAAACUGCCCUGAGAUUCUUAACUUAAAAAUCUAUUGCAAGCCAAUGAGAAGGAUAUAGUUUGCCUUCUUGAUCGCUGCCAUACUAAGAGUGGGACUUGUACUAGAACUAAUCCGUGCUUUGUAUGCCCGUCUUGGAAGGAAUUACCUUUGGGCGCAUCCUAAGCUCUGAAGCCCACCCUCAUUAUCAUUCAUUUGCAAGGCUACCAAUGUUACUUGGAAUCCUGCGGAGGUGUUGCAUGUUUGUGAACAGAAUUACAUGUGCAGGAAUGGGAAUUGUGCUGUUGCACAACGUUCCUAUGUAGUGAAAGGUGGGUGUUACAUUUCUAGAGUGAUGAGAAUGUGUCUGCUAUAUACAAUGGGAUAGAAACACUGAAAUUUCAUUGGUCCUGAUGUGUGUUGGGCAUCAAGGCAUCUUCGCCAUCCAGAAACUGGGUUUUUUCGUGCCUCUCCUGCAUAAUUACUUAGCUAGCUACGAGCAAAGUUUGACAACACAAAAAGCCACAUAAAAUUCUGGCGAUUCUUCAUUCCCUGUUGUAUGACAUGCAUGGAUUGCUGAUAUGCUCUGGGUGUCAAGCAGUUAUUUUUCUUAUGGGAUGUGUUAGAUGCCAGAUGAAAACUGAAGCUUAGCAGAAGCAGGCUAGUUUGUUUUGAACCUCCUGAUCCCUCUUCCAGGGAUUAGUGCCUCCAUUUCUACCAUUCCUUUCUGGAUCUGUAAAUGUUGUAAAUAAACAGGUUUUCACAAAAAUGGAACAAA
This is a messenger RNA of Anolis carolinensis (green anole), 4423 nucleotides long. RefSeq names its product Rh family C glycoprotein (gene rhcg). Gene Ontology annotation, cellular component: basolateral plasma membrane; apical plasma membrane; plasma membrane. Gene Ontology annotation, molecular function: ammonium channel activity. The record is from RefSeq and is a predicted model, not a curated record. The transcript has 11 exons. Gene Ontology annotation, biological process: ammonium transmembrane transport; ammonium homeostasis. NCBI's taxonomy places the organism in Eukaryota, Metazoa, Chordata, Lepidosauria, Squamata, Anolidae. Bases 323 to 1738 code for a protein of 471 amino acids.